CUUGUCAUUGCUGAUUACGGAGGGAGUACUUGACUACCUCCCCAGUGUCCCCACGAUUAUCAGCAGCUCCCGCAAAUUUGCAGCCGCCGCCGCCGCCGCCGUUGCUGUUACCCUGCCGCCGCCGCCGCCGCCGCCUUGUUCGGAGAAAUGGGGAAAAAAGCCAUCCGAUACGCCGUGGUGGAUGCCUUCGCGGCUGAGCCGUUCAAGGGCAACCCCGCCGCAGUAUGCCUCCUCGAAGAGGAGGGCGCCUCCGCGGCCGUGGACGACCGGUGGAUGCAGUCCGUCGCCGCCGAGUUCAACCUCUCGGAGACCGCCUUCCUCGCCCGGGACUCCUCCGGGGGAGCCGGCGCAGCCCCGCGGUUCCACCUCCGAUGGUUCACUCCCGUCACCGAGGUUGACCUCUGCGGCCACGCGACGUUGGCCUCUGCGCACUUCCUCUUCACGACUGUUCUUCCGGAGCAUGGCAAGCUGGAGUUCAUGACCAGGUCCGGGAUCCUGACUGCCAAGAAAGUCCCCGCACCAGGGAGCACUGGCGUCCCUGGUGAGGAGCAGGGGAAGCUGUUUAUUGAGCUGGAUUUCCCCAUGAUUGGUUUUCUGGAAUGCAACGAAACGCCGUCGAUUCUGGAGACCCUAAACGGUGCACCCAUUGUCAGCGUUCACAAAUCGGCUACCGACGGCGACCUCAUUGUGGAACUUUCUUCAGGAAAAGAAGUUGUUAAUAUCCUUCCUAGCAUCGAUGAAAUUAAAAACUUGGCCUGCAGGGGUCUUAUUUUUACAGGACCGGCGCCGGCUGGAUCUGGUUAUGACUUCUUUACACGUUUCUUCUGCCCAAAAUUUGGGAUAGAUGAGGACCCUGUUACUGGCAGUACACAUUGUGUUUUGGCACCCUAUUGGGGUAGAAAGCUGGGGAAGCAAAAAAUGACGGCAUUUCAAGCAUCUCCAAGGGGUGGAACACUAUACCUGCAACUGGAUGACGCAAAUCAGAGAGUGCAGAUCCAGGGAGAAGCUCUUACUGUGAUGGAUGGAACGCUCCUAGCCUAGCCAGCAUGCCUUUAGCAAUUUGGCAUCCAUCUACUCGUAUAUGCCUUGAAGGACAACCAUUCAUCCAUCUACUCGUAUAUUCGUGGAGUUAUAAUAUGACUUUGGAUGGUGGUGAUUCUGUUUGUUGUUAUAUGCUUGUUGAACAGUUAACUGCUUAUGGGUACAAAAAAUAAAAAACAUCCUGAGCUCUUCUAGAGACCUGAACAAUGUCCGGCAAUUGCGGAUACCGAUGGGGGCUUGUCUGAGGGGAAGUGAUUUCAUUGUAUUUCCGUGCCACAAAUGCCAUGUAUUGGGCUUGACGAGAUGACAUCCAACUUGCCGAAGGCACUAUAUGGUGUUUGUUGCAUAAUGAGGAGUAUGGACUG
Molecule: messenger RNA, 1406 nt
Organism: Triticum dicoccoides
Lineage: Eukaryota; Viridiplantae; Streptophyta; Magnoliopsida; Poales; Poaceae
Exons: 6
Coding region: 148-1041 (297 amino acids)
Biological process (GO): biosynthetic process
Cellular component (GO): cytoplasm
Molecular function (GO): isomerase activity
Source: RefSeq, a predicted model, not a curated record